CAUGACGUAGUGUUUCCUUUUGUGUGUCUCGUGAGUGUGUUGUUGACGCCGCCCCUCCGGAGCAGCAACGGACACCGCCACUAGCGGUCUGACGGUCACAUCUGGCCGGGUAUAUACGCGUCUCCACCGCGGCAACAUGUGCGGAACAGAAAACAUUACCGAGGAGAAGCAAGAGCAUUGUUUUGUGCCGCUAUUUGUACGGGUGCUCACUAUGUAGACCUCCGACGCCUAGAUACUCACCUGUUAUUAAUUAGCCGAUGCUAUCGCCGCUAUUUCUAAUAUACGGCUGUCAUCGCGGCCGCCGGGUGAGCUAAGCGUCGAGCUAACCCGUAUAAGUGAGCUUAAACCCGGGCUAAGUGGCGCUAGACCAUCGGCUAGCAUAGCACGAGAGGGGACCAAACAUGGCAUCUCCCGCCGAGCACGACCUGGCUCUGUCUGAAGCUGAUAGCAGCAAAGAUAAAACGCAGGUGUUUGGAAUAUUGAGGUUUCAAGAGGAAAAAUCUAGCGGCGUGGAUAAACCCAACAUAAGCGGCACAGUGAGAGGCGGUGGCGGGGGAGGAGAUGGACGAUGGCAAGCUCCCAUCUUCGCGUUAGCCAGGAAAGCAUCCGAAACCAUUUCAGGGAGCAUUCAUGUCCUGCCUAAAGUGUCAGAGAACAGAGCAUCCAUGCCUGGCGAGUGGACCGUGCAAGCCUUGCGGGACCCCAUGACCAUGGAGCGAGCCAACCUGCUCAACAUGGCCAAGCUAAGUAUUAAAGGUCUGAUCGAGUCUGCUCUGAGUUUUGGAAGAACGCUGGACUCGGACUACCCACCACUGCAGCAGUUCUUUGUUGUCAUGGAGCACUGCCUCAAACACGGUCUGCGAGUGAAAAAGUCCUUUCUGGGAUUUAAUAAGUCUUUGUGGGGUCCUCUGGAGCUCGUGGAAAAACUGUGUCCUGAAGCAGCAGAGAUUUCAGCCUCAGUGCGAGAUCUGCCAGGACUCAAGACUCCUUUAGGACGGGCCCGUGCGUGGUUGAGAUUGGCUCUCAUGCAGAAGCGGCUGGCCGACUAUCUGCGACUACUCAUUUCUAGAAAAGACCUGCUCUGUGAGUUGUUCUGCUGCAGUGACUUCUAUGAGAACUCAGCGCUGAUGCUGGAGGAGGAGGGGGCCGUCAUAGUGGGUCUGCUGGUGGGCCUGAACGUAAUUGAUGCCAAUCUGUGUGUCAAAGGCGAAGACCUGGACUCUCAGGUUGGGGUGAUUGACUUCUCCAUGUACUUAAAGAACGACAUUGAUGAUUACAGGAGUGAAGAGAGGAACAGCCAAAUAGCAUCCAUCCUGGAUCAAAAGAACUAUGUAGAAGAGCUCAAUCGGCAACUAAAUUCUACAGUUCAUGGACUUCAAGGCAGAGUAGACUCUCUGGAAAAGUCCAACUCUAAACUCAUAGAAGAGUUAGCUAUAGCCAAAAACAACAUCAUCAAACUACAAGAAGAAAACCAGCAACUGAGGAGUGAAAACAGCAUCAUUAUUCUGAAGGCACAACAACAUUUAGAGUUGUCUCAAGGUGACGUGUCCCUGGAGCGAGACACAUACAAACAAUCCCGUCAAGGAUUGGAUGAGAUGUACAAUGAGGCACAAAGACAGCUGAAGGAGGAGUGUCAGCUAAGACAGGAUGUGGAGAACGAGCUUGUGGUCCAGGUGUCAAUGAAGCAGGAAAUGGAGUUGGCUAUGAAACUUUUUGAAAAAGAUAUUCAUGAAAAACAGGACACACUGAUUGGGUUGAGACACCAACUGGAUGAGGUCAAAGCCAUCAAUGUAGAGAUGUACCAGAAGAUGCAGUCCUCUGACGAGGAGAUGAAGAAGAAGAACAACAUGAUCAGCCGUCUGGAGGAAAAGACCAAUCAGAUCACUGCAACUAUGAAGCAGCUGGAGCAGAGAUUACAGGAGGCCGAGAGUCACCGCACGUCUGCUGAGGAAGGAACCAGGCGCUUCAAGAUGGACUUCGCCAAUAAGGCUGACAGCUUGCAGCGACAGAUCGACCACCGAGAGAAGCAGCUCCUGCAGCUGGAGACAGACCUAAAGAUAGAGCGAGAAUGGAGGCAAACACUGCAGAAUGAUCUGCACCGGGAAAAAGAGACGGUGUCUCAGCUUAGGACACAAGCACUUCAGAUUAACGGCCUCAAGAUGGAGUUCCAUCGCCUCCAGGAUGAGAACUUCCAGUUGAAGAGUAUCUGCGAGGACCAAGAGCAAGCUCUUGAGGAACUGGGCUCUAAACUUAGCGAAUCCAAAAUGAAGAUAGAGGAUAUCAAAGAAGCCAACAAAGCUCUUCAGGGAGGACAGGUGUGGUUGAAGGAUAAGGAAGUCAAACACUGCAAGCUGUGUGAGAAGGAGUUUUCCAUGUCAAGGCGCAAGCACCACUGCAGGAACUGCGGUGAGAUCUUCUGCAACAGCUGCUCCGACAACGAGCUUCCCCUGCCCGCGUCUCCGAAACCAGUGCGUGUGUGCGACACCUGCCACGCCCUCCUCCUCCAGAGAUGCUCCUCCAACCCCACCUGAAGGUGACCUCCAGCUGCACUAACAAGGUGUCUGAUUCUUUUACGACUGUUCUCCACAAAGGCACAUUUUUGAAAAGUCUCUUACUAGUGCAUCAUCAAAACAUCUUAAACUUGCUGUCUUACCUCAAGUAGUGGCCGCCGCUCUAAUGGCUCAAUUACUAAAUAAUUAAGGUAGACAUGUCCUAUAUUAUCUCUAUGGGGAAAUAGCUCUCCUGUGUCACAGUAGAUGUGCAGACUUAGCUUCUCUACAACAAAUUGAUCAAAAAAAUAAUUAAACUUGCUGAGUUUUUUUUUCUUUACUUUUAUUUGAAUCAUGGAGAGGUUAUUUUUUUAAGCAAGAUUUUUUUUUUAACUCAUCAAAUUUGGAGUUAGAUGUUUUUCAUUGAACAGAGACAAGUUUACACUGCCUGUUCAUGAAAAGGUUGGAUUUAAGUAAGCAAAUACUUAAGAGUACUUUUUUUUACCUUAAUUGAUCUAUUUGUACAAUUAAAGGUAAUCCCUCCACCUGGUACAGUUCGCGGUGGAUUGAUUACACCUUCUUUGCUACUUUGAGGAAAUGCAGUACUGCAUUUUUUUUUUAAUCUUACAAAUUUAUCAUCAAACUGCAUUUCACCAACAUGCACAUUAGGGGGCACAACUGCACUCAUUCAACUUAUAUUGACUAGUAUUAAGAGUGCAUGAAAAUAUCACAUAAGCAGUGGGAUUCAUUUCUAGUAGUCAGCAUCUUUUAGUGGAUGUCACAACAUUGUGGGAUCUUGCUGACUUAUUUCCCCACAUUUUAGUUCUGUGAAUUGCCUGUUUAAACAUGAUACAUUCACACCAACUCAGCAGGCAUGAUUAUUUUGUAAAUGACAUAACGUCAGAGCAGAACUGUGCCACCUUGUGCCUGUGCCCAACAAAGGUUGAGUACCAACAUUUUGUAAACUCAAUUGAAUACUUGUACGUUUACUGUUUGCUGCUGUCAUAUGUCAAUGUAUUCACACGAUAUUGGUGGUGCCGCUUGAGCUCGUGUAAAUCCCCUUAUCUCAUGGUGCCAAAAUGAGCUAUGUACAGGUAUUUAUCACUUUGGUACAUACAAUAUAAGAUGAUGAAAGUCGGUUUAAUAUUAUGUUUGAGGCCUCAAUAGUAAUAUGCUGCUUCAAGGACCAACAAACACCAUCAUGUGUUGUAAUCAUCUCUAUUUCUUAAAUUAAAUUUUUUUGCAGUUUUUUUCUAUAUAAUUGUAUUUUUAUGAAUACUUUUGUUGACACUUUUAAGUCUACAUGGUAAUCUGCACAUUCUGCUGUUGUGCAUGUACAGUUUAUACUUUUUAAGUAUUUAUUUUAAAACUGAUAAUCUGAUCAUAUUCUUACUGCUCACUGUAAUAUAAUCUAGUGAUUGUGAAAUACAAUCAUGCCUCAUUUUAUGUACAGAGUUGCUCUUAUUGAGUCCCAUUUCUCAGUAGAGUUUGUACAUUGUUUUGUUAUUAAUACUGUUAAAGUGGGUGUUAAUAUUUGAUGACAUUGUUGAAUAUUGCCAACAGUACACUGCCUUUGUGGUAGUUAUGAUUAAAUCAAGUUAAAAACACAAAUGUUGUUGCUACUUCCUGAUCCCCCAAUGGAUGUUAUUAGAAUUGUCAAACAAUUAAAAUAUUUAAUAGCUAUUAAUCAGUUUGUUCGUUAACUCAAAAUUGUGAUAUCUUAAAUCAUUAAAAAGUGUACCGUAGACAGAUAAACAUUUUUUAAGAUUUUAAUACAAUGACUGGACAAUUAGUUUGCUUUAAUUAAAUGUUUUUAGACAUUAUGCUUUUUUAAACAGCUCAACACAAAAAGGACAUAAACACACUUUUAAUGACAAUACAAAAAUGCCUGCAGUGCGUUGGUGUCUUGCCAGAAUUUGUAUUCCUGCGGUAGAAGCACUUGCAUUCCAAAGAGGAGAUACAUUUCUUUGUUUAGAUAUUAGUUUCACGCAUUAAUAACACAGAUGUGUAUUGUUACGAACAUGCUUUGACUGUCAAUGUUAUGUAAUGUAAUCUGUGCUAUUUCUACCUGAAAUUCUAUACAUUGUAAACGGUAAUGAUAUUCACCUCUCUGCGUGACUUAAGUAUUAACCUUCUGCAUUAAUAAUCUAAUUCUGCCCGCUAAACAUUUAUGUAAUUGCAGACUAUCAAUCAGAACAUGUUAUGAAAGAAUAUCCACUUUAUUUAAAUCUGCCAGAAAAUUUCCAAUUUCUAUUCUUUAUCAGUUAUACAAAACCCAAAACCAGUUAAGUUGGCAUUUUGUGUAAAUCGUAAAACAGAAUAAAAUUAUUUGCACAUCCAUUAACGUAUUCAAUUGAAUAGACUGCAAAGACAAGAUAGUUAGCGUUCGAACUGAUCGACUUUAUUUUUUCCAAAUAUUAACUCAUUUGGAAUUUGAGGCCUGCAACAUGUUUCAAAAAAGCUGGCACAAGUAGCAAAAAAGACUGACAACGCUGAGGAAUGCUCAUCAAACACUUAUUUGGAACAUUCCACAGGUGAACAGGCUAAUUGGGAACAGGUGAGUGCUAUGAUUUGGUAUUAAUGCAGCUUCCAUGAAAUACUAAGUCAUUCACAAACAAGGAUGGGAUGAGGAUCACCACUUUGUCAACGAAUGCGUGAGCAAAUUGUCCAAAAGUUUAAUUACAUUUCUCAACGAGCUAAUGCAAGGAAUAUAAGGAUUUCACCAUCUACAGUCCAUAAUAUCAUCAAAAGUUUCAGAGAAUGUGGGAAAAUGACUGCACGUAAGCGGAAAGGCUGAAAACCAAUAUUGAAUGCUGCGGACCUUUGAUCCCUCAGGAGGUACUGAAUCCAAAGCAGACAUCAGUGUGUAAAGAAUAUGACCACAUGGGCUCAGGAACACUUCAGAAAACCACUGUCAGUAAUUAGUUUGUCGCUACAUCUGUAAGUGCAAGUUAAAACUCGACUCUGCAAAGCGAAAGCCAUUUUUUAACAACACCCACAAAUGCAGCCGGCUUUGCUGGGCCCGAGUUCAUCUAAGAUGCACUGAUGCAAAGUGGAUCUGACGAGUCCACAUUUUAAACUGUUUUUGAAAACCGUGGCUGUUGUGUCCUCUGGAUCAAAAAGGAAAAGAACCAUUCCGAGGCGCAAAGUUUAAAAGCCAACAUCGGUUAUGGUAUGGGGAUGUAUUAAUGCCCAAGGCAUGGGUAUCUUACACAUCUGCACCAUUAAUGCUGAAAGGUACAUGUAGGUUUUGGAGCAACAUGUUGCCAUCCAAUAAACGUCUUUUUCAUGGACGCCCCUGCUUAUUUUAGCAAGACAAUGCCAAUCCACGUGGCUUCGUAGUAUAAGAGUGCGGGUACUAGACUGGUCUGCCUGUAGUCCAGACCUGUCUCCCAUUGAAAAUACAUGGCGCAUUAUGAAGCCUAAAAUAUCACAACGGAAACGGAGACCCCGGACUUUGAACAUCAAGCAAGAAUGGGAAAGAAUUCCACCUGAAACGCUUCACAAUUCGGUCUCCUUAGUUCCCAAACGUUUACGGAGUGUUGUUAAAAGGCGAUGUAACACAGUGGUAAAAAUGCCCCUGUCCCAACUUUUUUGCAAUGUGUUGCUGCCAUUAAAUUUUAAGUUAAGGAUUUGCCCAAAAAAAUUCAGUUUCUCAGUUAUAAGUUUAAAUAUCUUGUCUUUGCAACAUUGGUGGGCUGUGCGUUUCUCACCUAAGCCUUCAGUGAUGUCCUACUUAAACUCUCAAAACCCCAUAAUUUAUGUCACCACAUGGACACGGUUGGAGAUACUAUACAGAAACAAAUUUGCAUGGUACAGGGCAUUGAACCUCCACAACAGUGUACAAAAGGGUGUAUUUUUAGGUGCAUUUAACAUUCAAUAAACCCGCUUCAGCAAUUAAAACAUCUUAUGUGGUACUGUCAAAAUUAAAAGAAUUGUAUAAAACAAAUGAAGCACCCCUCCGACGCCGUAUAAGACAGUGGUACCGUCGUAGUAGCCGGUUGAUUCGUGUGAAAGUGGCGGGGAAACCAUUUUUCCGCCGGUGUUGUACCAAAAUGUGUUUGCCAGCCAAAAAUGUAUUUCCUUCGUGGGAGCACACACCACUUGCUAAACCUGCAUUGCUAGGUGUAAGACAAACACUUUUAUCUGUGUAGUUAUUGUACCGGUGAGUUUGUUUUGGUUUUCUAUGGUUCGUAUGGUUCCGGUGCCACUUCCUGCUUUCGCGACUUGGGAUUGGAUACUCACUUGGAACUCCCAAGUGAGUAUCCAAUCACAGCGUUAGGCCAGCUAGCAGGUCUUACUGACAAAAUGUGAUCUGAUUGGCUGUUGCAAUUGUCCAUCACCUCUCUGUGUCCAUUCACUUUGUUGAAGGCUCUGGGCAGAUUUGGUACAGCAUGGCAACACAAGCUAGCUGACUUCUGUUUGGAUAAAAAUUGUAAACUAUGAACAACAGCACUAGAAGGAGCAUAAAAUGGCAUGAAGAGAAUGACUACUUUUAGAUAUAUAGGGAAAGUAAAUAAAAAAUAACUGGUUAUGUUAGGCCAGCCUGACAGCACAUCACUGCUUUGCAGUGUAUUCAAUUGAAUAUAAAUUUAAAAAGAUUUACAAAUCAUUUUUUUUUUAUUUACGAUUUACAAAACAUGACAACUUUUGGGUGUUGUACUAGAAUUUUUUUGGUAGAAAUCACAAUACAUUACAAAACAUUUUUGACAAAGCAUCCAAUCCAUCUACAUUCUGUAGAUGGACUGGAUGGAUGUAACUAUUACUGUGAAGCGAAGUGUGAGAUUGAUUUGAGGUGUCUUGACGACAUGAAAGUUUCUGAUUAAAGAGUGACGAGACCUCCUGCCCCACUGUCUUUACUUUCUGUUGAGCUUCUAUACCGUCUUACUAAAAUAGUUACAGUAACAUGCAACAUCUUUAUGUCCUUAGUUUUGAUUGUCAUUAAACUAAUCCAAACACGGAUGUCAAGCUUGUUCGACCUCCGAAUGGAUGCUCGGCCGCCGGCUGUUGCUCCAGCAAAUCGUGUAUUUAAAAAAUAUAAAUAAAUUGUAAGAACUUGUCAUUACUUUGGACCUGGUAUUUCCAUCAUGUACCUUUUUUUUGUCCAUUUCUAAUCGUUAUUUUCCUGCUUGUGGCUCAAUACUUUAUCACAUUAACUUUGACAACCCUAACAUUACUUAAUGCAAAAUGUACAUGCAACCAGAAACAUGACAGGUCAGUUACAUAUAAAAUUUAUAAGGCCAAAUGUACAACAAUUGCAUGGAUGUCCUACAGUUGAAAUACAGACUUCCACUUUCAUUCUUGGUCAUCAAAAUACAACAACUAACUUAGAUUCUAUCAUCAACUGGCAAAGAUUAAUAGUUUAAAAGAAAACACAAAUUUGUUGAACCUUAGGAGCAAACCAAAUCUGGAAUCAGCCUUAAACAUAAGUAGCCAAACAAACAAAGGCUUCUUGUUUGAAGAGUUAAAGAAAUAAGUGAUCCAAGGUGACAGUGAGUGGUCCUGACAUUGAUGCAUUACAUUAAAAUGUGUUGAUUAUUGUAAGGUUCACUCCCCCAACAGGUGGAAAAACAGAAAAUUCCUAGUACAUCAGACGUAAUGAUGUCCGUCUUCGUCUCAUGCAGUGUCACGAUUGCAACAAGGGCAAACAUGUUUGAGGAAAAGUGCAACUGCUUCAGAAUUGGAGGUGAAGGCAUAAAUGUCAGUUGGGCUCACAA
Molecule: messenger RNA, 8206 nt
Organism: Nerophis ophidion (straightnose pipefish)
Lineage: Eukaryota; Metazoa; Chordata; Actinopteri; Syngnathiformes; Syngnathidae
Gene: rufy2
Product: RUN and FYVE domain containing 2
Exons: 19
Coding region: 402-2531 (709 amino acids)
Cellular component (GO): cytoplasm
Molecular function (GO): metal ion binding
Source: RefSeq, a predicted model, not a curated record